GACUGUCAAAAUAUCUAACAAGAAAAUAAAUCCGCACCGAAUAUUCUUCUGGAUGGAUGUCCUAAAGGCAGACACAGACCGGCGCUCACCCCUCCUCUCUCGCCCGACGUCCGGCAGACGACCAAUCUCGCAUGGAAGUGUCCGAGCACAGACGUCAGACUCUACUCCAGGUCAUCUCGGUGCUCGCGCUGCUCUGUCUCUUCUCCUCCUUCGUGCUGUUUGUGUGCGCGGCUCACGUCAAGCAGACCAUCGACUCGCGCAUCGCGCUCAUUGAGACCUACGACAGCAACGCUCUGCCCGGGCUCUUCCUGUUCAUGGGCGUGGUCAAUCUGGUGCAGAACUUGACCUGCUUUAUCGUCUGCUACCGAUUGCGUGACGUCGAAAACAGAGAACGCCUGAUGAAGACCCUGCUCCCUAUCCUGAUCGGCGGAAUAAUCCUAGCCCUGUUUGAGGUUUCCUCUGCCAUCGCGUCCUUCGUUCACGUCGGAAUUCUGGAAGAAGAGUUCGGGGACGGGCUCAGGAAAGCGAUGGAUCAGUGAGCACUGGAGAGGGGACAGCGACAGACGGAGAAGUAACAACAUCGGCAGAGCAAGAGGAGGAGGGGGAGUCCGGGGAGUCCGAGGAGUCUGGGAGUUCUCACGUCGGAGACAGCAGUAGCAACAAGAUCAUGCCCGGCACAUCCUCGUCCUUGCGUGUCUCCAAAAGACAGGGUCGCCACACUGAUACAGAGCGAGGGACAGUUGAAGAGGCGGACACAGACACGGGAUCUGACGAUUCGUCUUCUUCACGCAGUAAGGGAAGGUCUGGUAGAAAAAAAUCGAUUGCCAGAAGAAAGUCUAGAGGAUAUCUCCUGAGCGAAAGUGUCUUGUCUACCAGACAUGACUCAAACCACAACCAUAACGUGUCUGCCAAAAAUAACAACGCAUAUCCCAGACUACUCUAUCCCCCGGACUCGAGUCCUAACCUCGGCAGUAAGAAUUCGCCGAUCUACAAGUCAGGAGGUGGUGGUUUCUUGCGAGGAGCUGUCUCUGUCCUCAGGACGGCCACAGACGCUUUGAAUGUGCGAGGUUUUAAGAGACAGCGUUAUAAGGGUAGUCUGGGCGCGUCUUACAAGUACCGUCCUCUACAGGCGGGUGGGGAAAGUGACGGAGACGAUGCGCACGAUGUCUGUUUUGUUCCUGACGUCAGGAGUGACGAAGAGAGAGUAAAUAAAGAGAGCAAUUUGCAAGGAUUGAACGGAAGGCAGACGACACUGCGUCAGGUAAACGCUGGAACCACGACAUUUUCUUCUAGAAAUAUUGAUUUUGCUGAUGAGGCAGCUUCACAAAGGUACAAAACACACUCAGCUGAGAUUCGUAACCUUGACUCAACACCCAAAAAUAUAUCGAAAGACAAUACUUGCCGUAUAUCACUUGACCAGGGACACAAUUUUGUUAACGAUCUAAUCGAGAUACAAGAAAACACGCCAAGCUUUUGCUCCCGUCAAGAGCGACCAAAGAUUGCCCGGACGAAUUUGACAGUGAGUGCAGACAGUCCACACUGGCGCGGUUAUACUUGGACACAAGAGUCCCCAGCUACUUCCUGCCCUGUGCCUGUGCUCCCAGAGACACCCGGGGAGGAACACACUUACUCACCAGUGUACCUAACAAAAGAUGAAAAAUCUCUUUUGCACAGCUUUAAUAAAAGAAAACAGCAUUCAGCUGAAAAAUCAUCAGAUAUUUCCAAAAUUUCGAGAAUGGGGCCUCCUACGUUUUUAUCUCUGACGUCUCAGUGUACCGGAAGCUACGGACAGACUUUGUCACCCUUCAGCAGCCCCAAAUGCCCCACAGGUUUUAGAAGACCUCCCCAAAACGAGAGGAAUUCUUCUCUGCGACAGGCACCGACUGGUACUGCCAACGAAAGUGACGUGUCAAGCGAAUACAGCGAGCCUGAACUAGAAGGACACUGUUUUUCCACUCUUAACAAACCCAGCACUUUUAACUCGGACUUUUCGGGACCAGUGCAAUAUAAAGAACACUCAAGAUACCAACAUCGGAAAGAAGCAAACACAACCACAGAUUCAUCUGAGGCUGUUAGCCUUGAGGUAAUCCACAAGAAACCCCCUUGGUCUGUAAAUAGACGUCUCGAGUCACAAAGUCUUUACAGGCAGGAUUCAGCUCUGUGGAAACAGGAGCCGACUAUCAACACAAACGCCAACAAUGUCAGGUCGCUGACAGAACUGAGGAAGGGUAGCCACAGACACACACUGGACAGUGAGGUAAAAGAAAACAACGACAGCCUAACUCCCCACCGACAGACCCAGCGUACAAAGCCUCAUCUUCCUCGUGCCUUAACAUAUCCCGAAACAGCAUCGAACAUUCCUGAAAUGCGUGCUAUAGAGAGAGAUAACUCUCUUAGUCUUCAGACUUCUCCGUAUAAAAAUGUCACAGUAGAUGGUAAACAAGGCCGGUCUUCACAACAUUGUGACCUGGAAAGCAAGGAACAUGAGACUUUCCAACGGAGUGGAGUUGAUAACAAACGUCGGGGAGGAAAUGAAGUCGUCAGCGACAUUUCCCCCCUGCGUGAUCCCCUGAACGUAACCACUUUUCUGGUGGCGUCCGAAGCAAUGAGGUCCCGUUCUGUACCUCUAACACAACAGUGUCUUGGGCGCCAGUCAGACACAGCAAAGUCUGUCUUUGGCGGACCUGCUUGCAGAAACAGUCCUCACGUUCUCAGAAGAAGCCCUGCUACUUAUAGCCGCAGCUUAGACUCGAACCCAGGCGAAGAACGCAGCCCAAAAUCAAGAUUACUGUCACGCCGUGGAGAGGAUUCAGGGAGUGGACGCGACACGUCGUCCUACAUUCCGUCAUGUUAUAGGAGAGAACAGCGGGCGUCUCAAGGAAGUUCUCCCAAACAUCCGCGCGCGUCGCCGCUGCUGGAGCCAACUUGUUCCGAGACCAAGUCGUAUUUCGCCUAUCUGUAGAUGAGGGUAGACGUGCAGACGAUUUGCCAGCAAU
Molecule: messenger RNA, 2996 nt
Organism: Aplysia californica (California sea hare)
Lineage: Eukaryota; Metazoa; Mollusca; Gastropoda; Aplysiida; Aplysiidae
Biological process (GO): visual perception
Cellular component (GO): membrane
Source: RefSeq, a predicted model, not a curated record